Molecule: messenger RNA, 1206 nt
Organism: Solanum dulcamara
Lineage: Eukaryota; Viridiplantae; Streptophyta; Magnoliopsida; Solanales; Solanaceae
Product: probable leucine-rich repeat receptor-like protein kinase At1g35710
Exons: 2
Coding region: 241-1206 (321 amino acids)
Molecular function (GO): protein binding
Source: RefSeq, a predicted model, not a curated record
ACUUGUAGCCCGUCAAUUACGAAAUGACUUUUAAUUCGUUGGUAUAUACUUACACGAACAGUGACUCAUUGACUUCCAAGUCGUUCUAAUUCUACCCGUGUUUUACAAGCUGAGAAUUAAACUCAGCAAGACUUGUAGUGAAACUCAGCAAGACUUGUAGUGAUUCACUGCAAUAUAAAACUAUAACUGCACAAGUAAUCAAUAACAAAAACAAACAACUGAAAUCUUUUAUCCUUCAAGAUGAUUCCCAGAAUAUUUUAUUUCCUUCAGUUUUUCACUCUCUUCACUGUUACUUUUGCUUCCACUGAGGAAGCAACUGCUCUCCUCAAAUGGAAAGCAACUUUCCUAAACCAAAAUAAUUCCUUAUUGGCUUCAUGGACACUAAGUACUGAUUCAUGCAGGGAUUGGUAUGGAGUUAUGUGCUUUAAUGGUCGGAUAAACAGGCUGAAUAUUACGAAUUCUAGUGUUGUUGGUACACUCUAUGAUUUUCCAUUUUCAUCUCUCCCGUUUCUUCAAUAUGUUGAUCUUAGCAUGAACCAGUUUUCUGGUAUCAUCCCCCCUGCAAUAGGAAACCUCACUAAUCUUGUCUAUCUUGACUUGUCGUCUAAUAAGUUUUCAGGCAAAGUCCCACCUCAAAUCGGCUCACUAUCCCAUAGUAAACUUUCUGGUUCAAUUCCUGCAGAAAUAGGGAAAAUGAAGUCACUUGAGAAUUUAUUUUUACAGAGUAAUAAUCUUUCUGGUUUGCCUGGCCUCAAAAUUCUCUACCUUUAUUCUAACCAACUUUCUGGUCCCAUUCCUAAUGAGUUGGGAAAUUUGAAAAACCUCAAUGAUAUGGCGCUAUCCGAUAAUCAGCUUAGUGGUUCAAUUCCAACCACUUUAGGCGAUUUAAUGGAGCUUGAAACUCUCUACCUUUAUUCUAACCAACUUUCUGGUCCCAUUCCUAGUGAGUUGGGGAAUUUGAAAAAUCUCAAUGAGAUGGAGUUAUCCGAUAAUCAGCUUAGUGGUUCAAUUCCAACCACUUUAGGCGAUUUAAUUGGCCUCAAAAUUCUGUACCUUGAUUCUAACCAACUUUCUGGUCCCAUUCCUACUGAGUUGGGGAAUUUGAAAAACCUCAAUGAUAUGGAGCUAUCCCAUAAUCAGCUUAGUGGUUCAAUUCCAACCACUUUAGGCGAUUUAACUGGCCUAAAAAUUCUUUGGGAAAUUUGA